CACAGCUUCUAUAAAAUCCUUUUCCCUUUCCUUGCGCCACCCUCCUCCUCCUCCUCCUCCACCAUUCUCCCCCAUCUCAUCUUCUCCUUCAAAAGUAAAACUACACCCAUUAAAUCUCUCUUUUCGUUUCUGUAACGGUGACGAACCAAGGGAAACCAACUCAGAUGAUGACAGACGACUGGCUUACGGCGGCGUUGACGAACGACGCCAUGGUGGUGGAGCUUCUGAUACGUAUGAAACAACCUUCAUCUCUAGAUUCAUCAUCACCAACGACUACAUCGACAGCGUUGUUACCUCCGAUUAGGUGGGGCCAUCAUAAGUCGCGGUCGAAACCAUUCCCUAUCACCACAACGAACGCCGCCGCAGCCGCCGCAGCCAGUGGUUUCGGGAAAGAACAACAGAGUGGUAGCCCAACAACGCCGUUGUAUUGGAGAGGUGGCGAUGGUGGUGGAGGAGGUGUUUCGACCAGCGACGGUUACGAAGAAUCUAGUCGCCCUUCAGAUCUCUCAUCCGGCGGUAGAUCCAUCAAGGGUGGUUUGGGAAAUGAGGGUGCAACCACAUCUACGUACAAGAAAUCAAGAAAAAGAAAGUCAUUUGCUGAACUUAAAGAGGAAGAAGAUUUUCUCAUGAAGGAAAGAUUACAUUUAAAUAGGGAGUUGGAGUCGAUGCGGGUAACCAUGAAUAAACAAAUUGUCACAAGUCAGAAUUUAAGGAAAUUAAAGAUUGAGAAAACAUCCGAGAUGUUAGACAACGAACCCCAACCUCGGGCUCAAAAACCAUAUGUAGUUGAACCAGAAAUUGAAGGUCACGAAAAUGGGUUUGUUUUGCCUGAUCUGAACAUGACACCUGAUGUGGAAGAACUUCUCCUCUAAGCGCUAAAGGAAAGAUUCCGUGUGUGUAAAUUGUGAUACAAAAUAAAACCUUUGCAUGCAGACACAAAACAGUUGCCGGUUUAGAGAAGGUUUUUCUAAGUUACUAAAUCUAUAACAUUGUUUAAGUUGAACAUUGUUUAAGUUGUACAUUGUGACGGAUUUUUUGGUUUUUUAGUACUCGAAAAGUGCGUAAUGAAAGUUAGCUUAGAGUAUGAUAAGUCAGAAAGUUUUGGUAAUAUUUUAGCAGGUAUAACGUCGUUCUUACGUUGUUUUUAAUGAUAUUAUCUCAUUGUUCU
Cynara cardunculus var. scolymus (artichoke) is the source of this 1168-nucleotide messenger RNA. RefSeq lists its product as uncharacterized. The coding region runs from base 165 to 872 and encodes 235 amino acids. The record is from RefSeq and is a predicted model, not a curated record. Lineage: Eukaryota; Viridiplantae; Streptophyta; Magnoliopsida; Asterales; Asteraceae. The transcript has 5 exons.